AGCAGAGACAGAGUUGCGCAGGAGCGAUGGAGAGACGGGCUUUCUGCUGUGAUCGCUGUUUUCAUCUAUAGUCGUGUUCUUAAGCUGUUUUGUUGUGGGGAUUGUAGGCAUAUGUCGUUUGGGCUUAUUCUCUCUCUCACACACUCUCUAAGUUGGAUUUUCUGCUCUCACACACCUGUGCGUGCACAUACACACAGCCGUCGCCGUGGUAGUCGGGGAGAUGGUGCUUCGAUGUGACAUGUGUGUCAGGUGUGUAUGAGAAGGGAUGUGUAUUGAUUCCCAUGCACACUUUGACACACACUUUGAUUUGAUGCCUGAGCCUCUGACAGGCUAAGGGACACACAGCAGGCUUGGCCAGGGGCCCUCCAUGCCAUGGAAGAAUGCAAGCAGAUCAUGGCACGCCAAAAAUCUAACAGCCAGUCAGACUCACAUGAUGAUGAGGUUUCUCCUCCACCACCCAACCCGGUUGUCAAGGCCCGGCGCCGCAGGGGAGGGGUCAGUGCCGAGGUCUACACUGAAGAGGAUGCUGUCAGCUAUGUACGCAAGGUGAUUCCUAAGGACUACAAAACCAUGACCGCCUUGGCUAAGGCCAUCUCCAAGAAUGUGCUGUUUGCUCAUCUGGAUGACAAUGAGAGAAGUGACAUAUUUGAUGCCAUGUUCCCAGUCACCCACAUUGCGGGAGAAACAGUCAUCCAGCAGGGUGAUGAAGGUGACAACUUCUAUGUGAUUGACCAAGGAGAAGUGGAUGUUUAUGUGAAUGGGGAAUGGGUGACCAGUAUUGGAGAAGGUGGUAGUUUUGGAGAACUGGCUCUCAUCUACGGGACUCCAAGAGCUGCCACUGUCAAAGCAAAGACUGACCUCAAACUAUGGGGUAUUGAUCGCGACAGCUACCGGCGCAUUCUUAUGGGCAGCACACUGAGGAAGAGAAAGAUGUAUGAAGAGUUCCUUAGCAAGGUCUCAAUCCUUGAGUCCUUGGAUAAGUGGGAACGUUUGACAGUGGCCGAUGCUCUGGAGCCUGUUCAGUUUGAGGAUGGAGAGAAGAUAGUGGUCCAGGGAGAACCUGGAGAUGACUUCUUCAUUAUCACAGAGGGAAUAGCCUCAGUUCUGCAGCGCAGGUCUGAUAAUGAGGAGUACGUGGAGGUUGGACGUCUCGGACCAUCUGACUACUUUGGUGAAAUUGCUCUGCUGUUGAACCGCCCCAGGGCAGCCACCGUAGUCGCCCGUGGUCCGCUCAAAUGUGUGAAGCUGGACAGGCCCCGCUUCGAGCGUGUGCUGGGACCGUGUUCAGAGAUCCUCAAGAGGAACAUCCAGAGAUACAACAGCUUCAUCUCUCUCACCGUGUGACAUGUCGGCCCUCUGUGGGCCCCACCAGCAGGGGUGGGCAACAUCAGCAUCAGAGUUUUGCUUUGAGGGUGGGAUGGGGCGAGGAUGUAGGGGAAAGGACAUGGGUUUUACAGGGGCUCAUUUCCUGCCUCCUUUCCAUUUUGCGCAUUUUUCUUUUGAUCUUGUGCACUUUGACUUGACCUGUGCUGUCACGUAGCUUUAUGUCAAAAACAUGCGGGAGUGUAAAAAUCAGCAAGGACAGGAUCAUUAAACUCAUUAUAUUAUGUAAAUGAGUUCUAUAUACAGUUUGCAUAUGAUGCAUGCUUAUAGACGGACAAAGAAUGAAGUUUGCACUUGGAGUUUAUGAAGGAUGUGGUUGAAUUCAGGAAAUAAGGAGGAGUUGAAGUCAUGUUUACGUGCAGCGGGUGGAAGUGAGUACACAUUUCUUUGCUCGCUGGCUGUGGUUUGCCUUUUUUCACUUCUGGGUGUUGCGUGGUGCCAUUUGUAGGUCAAAUCAGACCCGCACUGCACAGUUCCCUAAUGUAGAUUUAGAGAUGAUUAAUAAAUUUGUGGCUGUUCAUUCAUUUUAGUGCUUCUUGAGUGUGCUUUUACUGCUGUUAUCAUUUGGGGUUGUUAGAGGCAAUGAUAUGUUUCAAGAUUUUGUUAUUCUGUGGCGUGUGCCAGACAAAAUAAUCAACAAUUUGCUUUGCUUCUUUUUGUUUUUUUUUGUUUUUUUGUUUUUUUGUUUUUUUAAGAUUCAUCUUGUCCCUGUGUUCCUGAGCCUUUACAGGUUCGGUCUGAUCUGUGAACCAUUGUAUUCCAAAGGUGCGGUAGUGUUAUUAGUCUAGUCCACACACACACACACAAACAGUCUGAAAACCAACUGAUUUAAAACUCAACAAACUGUAUAUGCCUCUGAUGUCUCAGGACUGAAUAAAUCUGCAACACAAACACACAUCUGAUGCUUUUUUUAUGCUGAUUUUGUUCUGUUUUACUGCUAGAUGAAAGCUUUUGCACCACUGGACAGUUUGUAAUGUUGGGUCAAUACAGCAGUUUGAUUUAGCUGUUUUUAAGACAUGACUUCAAUGUUUGAAAUAUAAGAGGUAAAAAAAAAAAAAAAAAAUGUUGAUUUCUUUUGAUCUACUGUAAUCUGUCAAAGUUGCACAACUGACCCAGCGACAAGUAUCUUUCUGUAUUCUCUCUCUGUGUAUCUUUCUUUCAACUAUCGAACCAUCUUGAGCAAAUAAAGUUAAGCUUAUGAAAUCCUUGA
This is a messenger RNA of Sphaeramia orbicularis (orbiculate cardinalfish), 2593 nucleotides long. It is a transcript of the gene prkar1b, whose product is annotated as protein kinase, cAMP-dependent, regulatory, type I, beta. Gene Ontology annotation, molecular function: protein kinase A catalytic subunit binding; cAMP binding; cAMP-dependent protein kinase inhibitor activity. The transcript is spliced from 10 exons. Gene Ontology annotation, biological process: negative regulation of cAMP-dependent protein kinase activity. Lineage: Eukaryota; Metazoa; Chordata; Actinopteri; Kurtiformes; Apogonidae. Gene Ontology annotation, cellular component: cytosol; cAMP-dependent protein kinase complex. The record is from RefSeq and is a predicted model, not a curated record. The coding region runs from base 373 to 1344 and encodes 323 amino acids.